AUGGUAUCAAAAUCACUCCUGAAGCGGUUCAAGAGCCUUGAUGCUCAUGCUAAAACGUUGGAUGACUUUCGAGUUCGUACAGCAACGGGUGGCACUGUUACAAUGAUCAGCUUUGUCAUUAUUAUUGUUCUAUCUUUAUUUGAAUUAUUUAGAUAUCUGACACCGACUAUGCAUUCAGAGAUUAUGGUAGAUGGAGGAAAACAGGAAAAACUUCCUAUCUCUUUUGAUAUAACUUUCCCUCACCUUCCCUGUUACAUGCUCAGUUUGGAUAUCAUGGAUGAAAGUGGUGAGCAAAUUAGUGAAUAUGAACAUGAUGUAUAUAAAGAGAGACUUGAUUCCAGUGGAAAGCCAAUCUUGAAGGAAAAAUCAGAAGGUAGAAAUUCACAUCAAGAUUUAAGUAAUAAUGCUGCUCAAUUGGCUAUGGAAAAUGGUGAGAAUCAACCAGAAGAUUAUUGUGGACCUUGUUACGGAGCAAAUGUGGCAGGCGAGACAGAUCCUUGUUGUAACACUUGUGCUGAUGUUCAACGUGCGUACGCUGAUAUGGGAUGGAGUGCCAAUCCUGAUAAUUUUGAACAAUGUGUUAAAGAGAACUGGAAAGAAAAAACGAAUGCACAAUCGCGUGAAGGCUGUCGAAUGCACGGUACAUUAUCCGUGAAUAAAAUUCGUGGAAACUUUCACUUUUCAUCCGGCCGAGCUUUCAACCAAGGAGGAACCCAUAUCCAUGACAUGUCUUCAUUUUUGCAUAAUCAAUUUAAUCAGAAUUUUAUGCACGAGAUACAUCAUUUGCAAUUUGGCACACACGAAUACCAAGCUCACUUACAGAAGCGUACAAAACUGAAAAGUAUAAUCAACCCGUUAGAUAAGACGAAAUGGGGAAAUAUGGAUGCUGCUAUGAUGUACCAAUACUUUCUGAAAAUCGUUGCCUCCGAAUUUGAUUUCCUGACUGGAAAACAGGUUCGAACGUUCCAAUAUUCCGUUAGUAAGCAGGAUCAAGUCGUGACCCCUAGGGGUGGCCUUCCUGGAGUUUUCUUCAUGUUGGACCAUUCCCCAAUGCGUGUUCUCUACUCAGAAACACGACCAACGCUUGGAAGCCUCUUAACCAGCCUGUGUGCAAUUGUAGGUGGUGUCUUCAGCGUUGCUCAAAUUGUCGACAACAUCCUUUAUACAGCUGAGAAGAUAUCCAAACAAAGAAAAACGAUGUAA
Molecule: messenger RNA, 1203 nt
Organism: Mycotypha africana
Lineage: Eukaryota; Fungi; Mucoromycota; Mucoromycetes; Mucorales; Mycotyphaceae
Product: endoplasmic reticulum vesicle transporter-domain-containing protein
Exons: 7
Coding region: 1-1203 (400 amino acids)
Biological process (GO): endoplasmic reticulum to Golgi vesicle-mediated transport; retrograde vesicle-mediated transport, Golgi to endoplasmic reticulum
Cellular component (GO): COPII-coated ER to Golgi transport vesicle; endoplasmic reticulum; endoplasmic reticulum membrane
Source: RefSeq, a predicted model, not a curated record